AUGGAGAGCCUGGAGAAGAGGAGUCUCAGGGGGUACCUUACUGCUCUCCAGAAGUACCUGGAAGGAGGUUGUAGCCAGGGCUGCUCCUCCAAAUAAGAGAUGAGAGCAGUUUCUGCAGUGGCUCUACAGGAUCAUAUCAUACAAAGUCAUCAGCUGCAGGAUCUUUUAACAUAUUCUUCUGUGUCAAGGACAAGGAAUAUCAAGAACUUUUACAAAUCCCAUGAAAAAGAAACUGUCAGAGUAAUAGUAGAUACUGGACUAAGAAAAAAAGAGCACAAAAGCAAGGAAGAUGCAGAAAACAAGGAUCUUCUUGACCCCAGUGCUCCACAGCUGACUGUUAUUGUUGCUCAGAAAUCAGGAGUAGUUGAGCACCCUUCCUUGUCAUUUCCUGCUGAAGAAUGGGUAAAAAGAAAGAGAUCCACACAGCAGGGAAAAUCCAUACAGUGUUGUCCAAUAUUCAGGAAGGAAUUUGCAAUUCAACACGGAGUGCUGCAUUCAUGCUCCCAUGUAGUCCAUCAGUCAUGCCUAAAAACCUUUGAAAAAUUUACAGGUAGAAAUUGUCCUAUGUGUAGAAAAGAGCAGUAUCAGACCAGAGAAAGACAUGAUGGGGCAUGUAGGAUUUAAGCUUCCUGGAGGGGAUAUAUUGUUAGAGAAGAGUCUAAAGACUUAAGGGAAGCAGUGCCUCCUAAGGAUAGAAAAUUAAGAAAGCAACUAUUUGAUAAAACAUUUUGCUGUAUUUGCUUCCUUGGUCUUUCUCCUUAGGGUGAUUCAGCUUCCUUAAACCAGAACUCCUGAUUAUCAGCUCCCUCCCUUUUCACUUAUUCCUUCUCAUUCACACUAAACAGGCAGCACUGGAGCCACUCAGUUGUUUUGUCAGUCAGUUCAUUCCAUCCUCUUUAGAAACAAUGCAAAAUCCUUCCCUGUAGUAGAGAAAAAGAAUUUGAAGGUGACUGAAGAACGCUGAU
Taeniopygia guttata (zebra finch) is the source of this 965-nucleotide messenger RNA. The record is from RefSeq and is a predicted model, not a curated record. Lineage: Eukaryota; Metazoa; Chordata; Aves; Passeriformes; Estrildidae.